AUGGAGCGAUCCAAGUCGUACAAUCUGCGUUCGCGAGACCCGGUUUCGGAAUUGAAUCGGAGUGGGCAAGUGCCCAGACCUUUAAGGUUGAGCGAGCUACAACUCGAUGAUGCUGCCAGCAUAACGUCGAUACAAGCCACAAAAAGGCGCAGCCUCCAAAUCGAUGACGGUGAUGAGGAGGCCGAGACCGUUAUUGUACGGAAGCGUCAUCGCUCCGCCCCUGAGGUCGGCGGAACUGCCAUCUUGGGACCAGUACCGGCUUAUCAAGCCGCUGCAGUCACGGGACGUGGUAAAUAUGUUUCCCUAUGUGCUUGGUCCAAAGAGGAGAAAAGCGCAGCGACUUUGUUGGUGGAAGAUCACCCCGAUAUCAGCGUCAACGAGCUUUUUGAAUGGUCGAGGCGCCGGGGACAUCUGAUCAAACGCAGCAGCAUCAGGGCAUUUAUCGUUCGGCCUGGCUCUGGCCGCCCUCUCAGUUUGAUGGAGCUCCAUAAAGAAGACCUAGAAGCGGCGGUGAAGAUGAAUCCUAGAAUUUCAAGCCGACAACUGGCGGCGGUGUUGGGCAUCCCACGGACUUCAGCGCGACUGAUGUGCCAGCAACUUGGUUACCGCCGCUACAAAAUGAGGCCAGUACAAAUGCUGUCUGCAAAAAACAAAGAAGAUCGACUGCGCUGCGCACGAAAUUUCCUAGAUGGGCUCGAAUCCGGAGACCUGGACCUAAAAAGGAUCCUUUUCUCCGAUGAAAAAUUUAUUCGGAUCGAUCCGCCCAAAGGCGACCAAUUCGUCCUAUCCAAGGCGACUACGAAGCGGGAGGUUGAGGAGGAGCUGCUCGACAUGCCACAUGGCAAGCCAACCGGCCCCGGCUUCACCUUUUGGGGUGGUGUGGGCGGGAACGGGAAGAAAUUGCCGUUGCUGGUGUUAGAGCAGGGCCAGAGAAUAGGCGGCCUCGAAUACAGGUACUUCCUGGAGCAUCAUAUCAUUCCGUACGCCGAGCAGUUGUUUGGCCAUAACUUCAUCUACCAGCACGACUGGGCGCCGGGACACAAUGAUACGAAGACGCAUCAGAUGCUCAUCCAGAAGGGAAUUCGAUACCUGGACCGUAGCGAAUACCCACCAAACUCUCCCGACCUCAAUCCACUUGAUUAUUCGAUCUGGUCAAUGCAUGAAAGAAGAGUCCGGGACCUAACUGCUGGCUUGGAGCCCAACAUGCCGCUUAAAGAACGAAAAGAAGCUUUUGCUAAGGCCCUGCGACGCGCUUGGGCCAAACUCCCCGAGGAGCAGGUUGAGGCCGCGGUCGCACAACUACCGGAGCGUCUCUCACUUGUCAUCAAAAAUGAAGGAGGGAAUAUCGAGGCCCAAUACGGCGCCCGUGUCCGAUACAGAAAACAG
Molecule: messenger RNA, 1386 nt
Organism: Mesorhabditis spiculigera
Lineage: Eukaryota; Metazoa; Nematoda; Chromadorea; Rhabditida; Rhabditidae
Source: the annotation of a GenBank genome assembly